UUUUAGACCGAGAAACCGCGUGAGAAAGCCAAGGAUCUGUCUCACUCUUGUUCUUCUUCUUCUUCAUCAUCAUUAUCUUAUUCGUCAUCACACUCAUCAAUCAAACAAAUUUCGUUCCAAGAUUGAAUUAAAUGUCAUUUCGUAGCAUAGUUCGUGAUUUAAGAGAUGGGAUCGGGAGCUUAUCUAGACGGGGAUUUGAAGUGAGAAUUUCGGGUCUUAAUAGAAGCAAGUCACUAAGUGUUGCUCAUGAAUCAGACACCCAUGACCACCCAGAUCUUGUAAUAAGUAGCCGAUGGGAUGGUCUUCCUCCUGAACUAUUAAGUGAUGUCAUUAAGCGAUUAGAGGCAAGUGAGAGUACUUGGCCUGGUCGAAAGCAUGUUGUCGCUUGUGCAGCAGUCUGUCGGUCAUGGAGGGAAAUGUGCAAAGAAAUUGUUAGUUCUCCCGAGUCGUCAGGAAAGCUUACAUUUCCGAUCUCUCUUAAACAGCCGGGCCCUCGGGCUACUACCAUCCAGUGCUUCAUCAAGAGAGAUAAAGCUAAUUCAACAUAUUAUCUUUAUCUUUGCCUUAGCAGUGCAUUGGUAGUGGAGAAUGGAAAGUUUCUUCUUUCAGCCAAAAGGAGUAGGAGAAGUACAUGUACAGAGUAUGUUAUUUCAACGGAUGCGGAUAACAUUUCAAGGUCAAACAGUGGUUAUGUUGGAAAAGUGAGAUCAAAUUUCCUUGGUACGAAGUUCAUAAUUUAUGAUUCCCUACCAUCACAUAGCACUGCCAACAUUGUCCAACCUGGGCGGUCAACUUCAAGUCGCCGGUUUUCAAGAAAAGUUUCACCGAAGGUUCCAUCGGGAAACUUUAACAUAGCUCAAAUCGCAUAUGAGUUAAAUGUAUUGGGAACACGUGGUCCACGAAGGAUGAAUUGUAUGAUGCACUCGAUCCCGGUGUCUGCCCUAGAACCUGGCAGCGCUAGCAUUCCUGAUCACACAAACCUCUUUCCAAGCUCCUUUGAAGACUCAUUCAGAAGCAUCUCAUUCUCCAAGUCAAUUGACAACGGAAGUGAGUUUGGCAGCGCCCGGUUUUCCAAGAUUGCAGGCCUCACACAAAAUGGAGAACAAAUGAAAAGUGAACCAUUGAUAUUAAAGAACAAACAGCCACGGUGGCAUGAACAGUUGCAAUGUUGGUGUCUUAAUUUCAAAGGAAGGGUAACGGUUGCAUCCGUUAAGAACUUCCAGCUGAUUGCUGCUAUUCCCGCCCCUCUUCCAGUGGCAGUGGAUCCCCAAGUGCCAUCACAAACUAGCCAACCUCAAUCGCAUUCAUCUCAUGAUCAGGUGCUUUUGCAGUUUGGUAAAGUAGGAAAAGACAUAUUUACUAUGGAUUAUCGGUACCCUUUAUCUGCAUUUCAAGCUUUCGCCAUAUGCUUGAGCAGCUUUGACACAAAAUUGGCAUGUGAAUAAUAAGAAGGUUUGACUUUCCCGGUUCUUAUAAAAUCCUGUCCAAGAAUUUGCUCAAAUAAUAUGGGAAUGAGCUGCUUCUUGUAUUAGAAGACCCUUUUUCAUCCUAAAUAUGUAAUCUUAGCUUGCUGUUGAAGUUGUCGCCACAGGUUUAUGUUUAUUAUAAUGUUGGCUAACUUAUCCUUGGAUUAAAAAUGUUCAUAAUUAGACAUGUAUCCAUUGCAUUUGUAAUUUCGAAAUUAAAAGAGAUUUGUGCAUUA
This is a messenger RNA of Erigeron canadensis, 1702 nucleotides long. Its product is annotated as tubby-like F-box protein 8. The record is from RefSeq and is a predicted model, not a curated record. Gene Ontology annotation, molecular function: protein binding. Bases 132 to 1445 code for a protein of 437 amino acids. The transcript is spliced from 5 exons. Lineage: Eukaryota; Viridiplantae; Streptophyta; Magnoliopsida; Asterales; Asteraceae.